UCGUGGACGCGCACUGGGCAGCCCCUCGGCAGUACGGCACCACCGCGGCGGCUAAGUGGCAGUGAAGGGCGGAAAGCGGACGGAGCCCCCCGAGUCCCAGCGGUCGCCAUGGCGCUGGCGGAGCUCUACACACAGUAUAACCGGGUGUGGAUCCCUGAUACAGAUGAAGUCUGGAAAUCUGCUGAGAUCACAAAGGACUUGAAGAUAGGGGACAAUGUGCUUCAUUUGCGCUUGGAAGAUGGAUCUAACUUGAAAUAUUUGAUCGAGAAAGGUCUACCUCCUCUUAGAAAUCCAGACAUUCUUGUAGGAGAAAAUGACCUCACCGCUCUCAGUUAUUUGCACGAGCCUGCUGUCCUGCACAACCUUAAAGUGCGAUUUAUGGAGUCUAAACUUAUCUACACAUACAGUGGUAUUAUUCUAGUUGCAAUAAAUCCCUAUAAAGAACUGCCCAUUUAUGGAGAUGCAAUCAUCCAUGCAUACAGUGGGCAGAAUAUGGGUGACAUGGAUCCCCAUAUAUUUGCUGUGGCAGAAGAAGCAUACAAACAAAUGGCCAGGAACAAUAGGAACCAGUCGAUCAUUGUGAGCGGAGAGUCUGGAGCUGGGAAGACAGUGUCUGCGAGGUAUGCCAUGCGUUACUUUGCCACCGUCAGUAAAUCAAGCAGCAAAGCCAAUAUGGAAGAUAGGGUGCUGGCGUCCAAUCCAAUAACUGAGGCAAUAGGAAAUGCAAAAACCACCAGAAAUGAUAACAGCAGUCGCUUUGGAAAAUAUACAGAAAUCAGUUUUGACAGAAGGUACCAGAUAAUUGGUGCAAACCUGAGAACUUACCUCCUUGAAAAAUCUAGGGUUGUAUUUCAGUCUGAAAAUGAGAGAAAUUAUCACAUAUUUUAUCAACUCUGUGCAUCUGCUUCCCAGCCUGAGUUCAAGAACUUUCACCUAAUGAGUGCAGAGAAUUUCAACUACACAAAUAUGGGCAGUUGCACAGUGAUUGAAGGAGUUGAUGACAGAAGAGAUAUGAUAGACACUCAAAAAACAUUUAAACUUCUAGGUUUCAAUAUUGACUUUCAGAUGGAUAUCUUCAAAGUUCUGGCGGCAAUCCUGCAUUUGGGAAAUGUAGAGAUCAAGCGUGUUAGUGAUGACAGGUCUUCAGUUGCUAGAAAUAACCUGCACCUUCAGAUAUUCUGUGAACUCUUAAACCUGGACACAGAAAAGGUGGCACAAUGGCUGUGCAAUAGGAAAAUCGUCACUACUGCCGACACUGUCAUCAAACCCAUGACAAAGUAUCAAUCUGAAAAUGGACGAGAUGCCCUGGCUAAAAAGAUAUACUCCCAUCUAUUUGACUAUGUGAUUGAGAAGAUAAAUAAAGCAUUGCAGUUCCCUGGGAAGAUGCAUACAUUCAUCGGGGUACUUGAUAUCUAUGGGUUUGAGACCUUUGAUAUCAAUAGUUUUGAACAGUUCUGCAUAAAUUAUGCAAAUGAGAAACUACAACAGCAAUUUAACUUGCAUGUCUUCAAGCUUGAACAAGAAGAAUACAUGAAGGAAGAUAUCCCAUGGACUCUCAUAGAUUUCUACGACAAUCAACCAGUUAUAGACCUUAUUGAGGCAAAGAUGGGCAUUUUGGAACUUCUUGAUGAAGAAUGCUUGCUACCACAGGGAACAGAUGAAAAUUGGCUUCAAAAGCUCUACAACAACUACAUCAACAAGAACCCCUUGUUUGAAAAACCAAGAAUGUCCAACAGAUCAUUUACUAUCCAGCACUUUGCCGAUAAGGUAGAAUAUAAAUGUGAAGGAUUUUUGGAGAAAAAUCGGGAUACAGUUUAUGACUCAUUGAUUGACCUGCUAAAAGCUAGUAAGUUCCAGCUUUGCGCAAAUUUUUUUAAAGAUAACACGGCACCCACAACACAUUACAGUGCAGCUAUAAAGGUGAAAUCUGCAAGGCCUGCCAUCAAGUCAGCAAACAAAGAGUUAAGAAUGACUGUGGGCAGCAAGUUCCGCAACUCUCUGUGUUUACUUAUGGAGACGCUUAACGCCACCACUCCUCAUUAUGUCCGGUGCAUAAAACCCAAUGAUGAAAAGCUCCCAUUCGAAUUUGACCCUAUAAGAGUUGUGCAGCAAUUAAGAGCUUGUGGUGUGUUGGAAACCAUCCGAAUAAGUGCUCAAAGUUACCCCUCCAGGUGGACAUACAUAGAAUUUUUUGGACGUUACAGCAUCCUGAUGACACAGCAGGAGUUGUCCAUGAAUGAUAAGAAACAGAUUUGCAAAGUUGUACUUCAGAGACUAAUCCAGGAUUCCAACCAAUAUCAGUUUGGAAGGACUAAGAUCUUUUUUAGAGCUGGGCAAGUGGCAUACUUGGAAAAAUUAAGGUCUGACAAGUUGAGAAAUGCCUGUGUUAUGAUCCAGAAGAAUAUUCGGGGUUGGGUGCAGAGGAAGAAGUUCCUGCAUGCACGAAAUGCAGCCAUUGUCAUACAGCAGUACUUCAGGGGACAAAGGGCUGUGAGACAAACAAUAAGUGCAACUGCCAUUAAACACACUUGGGCUGCUAUCAUCCUCCAGAAACACUGCAGAGGCUUCUUAGUGCGUCGCAUAUACCAGCUUAUUUUAGUAGCUACAGUCACCAUACAAGCAUUCACACGAGGUUAUCUGGCAAGAAAGAGAUACCGCAAGAUUCGAGAAGAGCACAAGGCUUUAAUACUACAGAAGUAUGCACGUGCAUGGCUGGCCCGCCGCAGGUUCCAGAACAUCCGAAGAUUUGUGGUAAACAUUCAGCUUUCCUAUAGGGUGCAGCGGCUUCAAAAGAAACUUGAAGAUCAGAACAAGGAAAACCAUGGACUUAUGGAAAGACUGACUAGUCUAGCAUCAGCUCAUUCACAUGAUGCUGAUAAACUACAUAAACUUGAAGCAGAACUGGAAAAAUCUCUCACCCAAAAGAAGUCGCAGGAGGAAAAAGGGAAGAAAUACAAGGAUGAGACUGAGCAGAAAAUGACAAAGAUUCAAGCUCAAAACACUGAACUUCUGGAGCAAAAACAGCGGUUGGAAGUCAGACUGGAGGAGAAGACCCAAGAGAUGAAGGAUAAAAUGAACGAACUCGCAAAUCAGCUGUAUUCUGAUGUGGAGAAAAAAGAAAAACAAAGAGUGAAGCUUGAAAAACAGUUUGAAAUGCAAAAAAGAGACUAUGAAAAAGAAAUAAAGCAGCUGAGGGAAGAAAUUAAGUCUCUGAAAGAAAAAAAUAAACAGAUGACGCUGCAGAUAGAAGAACAAGCAAGACUCAGCGAUGGAUUGAAACUAGAAGUGGCUCUUUUAUCUGACCAAGCAAAGAAAAUCCCAGAAUUUGAAACUCAAAUUGAAGUUCUUGAAACCCAGGUAAAGGAGACUAACCACCAGGCACAGUUGCAGAAGAAUGAAAUGCGAGAGAAGAUGUCUGAAAUGGCCAAACAGCUUUUGGACAGCUUUGAAAUUGAAGAUAUUAAAAACAGACUUGCUCAAGAAGAUCUGGGCAAUAUAAAUGAAGAUGGAGAACUUUAUUUCGCAUAUGAAGGCUUGAAAAAAGCAACUAGAAUACUAGAAAACCACUUUCAUACCCAGAAGGAAGCUUAUGUAAAAGAUAUUGAGCUGCUGAAUUUCAAAGUGAAUCAUUUCAGUGAUGAUAUAAAACAUAUCCAAAAAUCACUGAAGGAAGAGAGAGAAAGAAAUGAUGCCCUCAGACAAGAGAUUACAAGGCUGACUUCUGAGAACAAGAUAAUAACAUCGCUCAAUGCUAAGAUUUCUGAUCUUGAGAAACAAAACAUGGAUCUUCAAGGUUCCCUUUAUGAACAGAAUAUGAAAAUGCCAGACAACGGAGAAAAAAUAUUCAACCACAGAAAUAAUCACCAGGAUGAGGAAAACAUGCCUCCGAAACUGAAAAAAAGACAUACAGAACAGCUGGAAAACGAAGAGAUGGAAGGCCAGGACGACAUUAGUUUGAUAGAUCAAAAUGAAAUGUAUAUUGAGGAUUACGAAGAACAGGUAGAUAAAAAGGAUAGAAUUAUUAAAAAACUCCAAGAUCAGAUCAAAGCGCUCACAAAAACCAUGGACGCAGAAAACCAAACUAACGUGCCCAGCGUGUUUAAGGAUUACUUGGGAAUGCUGGAAUUCUCUCCAGAAGAAGAAUCUAAACUUAUUGUCAACCUAAUUCUGGAUAUUAAGCCAAGAGGCGUUGUGGUGAAUAUGAUACCAGGACUCCCAGCUCACAUCCUCUUCAUGUGUGUUAGGUACACCGAUUACAUAAAUGACUCAGACAGAAUCAAGUCUUUAAUGAAUGCCUCCAUCAAUGGCAUUAAACAGGUUAUAAAGGAACAUGCAGAUGAUUUUGAAAUGUUGUCUUUCUGGUUGUCGAAUGUCCAUCAUUUCCUCAACUGUUUGAAACAGUACAGUGGAGAAGAGGAGUUCAUGAAAUAUAAUGUGCCACUUCAGAAUAAGAACUGUCUGAAGAACUUUGAUUUAUCAGAAUACAGGCAGAUUAUCAGUGACUUGGCUAUUCGCAUCUUCCACCAGUUUAUUACUGUGAUGGAGAAUAAUAUCCAGCCAAUGAUUGUACCUGGAAUGCUGGAAUAUGAAAGUCUUCAUGGGAUAUCAGUGGCAAAGCCUACAGGAUUCCGCAAGCGGUCGUCCAGUAUAGACGAUACAGAUGCAUAUACUAUUACUUCAAUACUGCAGCAGCUGAGUUAUUUUUACACCACGAUGUGUCAGCAUGGCAUGGACCCUGAGCUUCAGAAACAGACAGUAAAGCAACUAUUCUUCCUGAUUUCCACAGUCACCCUCAAUAGUCUUUUCCUGCGCAAGGACAUGUGCUCUUGUAGGAAAGGAAUGCAGAUAAGAUGUAAUAUAAGUUAUCUGGAAGAAUGGCUGCAAGGAAAGAAUCUUCAGGGAAGUGCAGCCAAGGAAACCCUAGAACCUCUUUCUCAAGCAGCAUGGUUAUUACAGGUUAAGAAAAUCAAAGAUGAAGACGCUAAAGAAAUAUAUGAGCACUGCACCGCUCUUUCUACAGUCCAGAUUGUUAAGAUACUAAAUUCCUACACUCCUAUCGAUGAUUUUGAGAAGCGAGUAACACCCUCAUUUGUUCGUAGGGUUCAGUCCAUGCUAAGCAGUCGUGAAGGUGGACCACAGCUAAUGUUGGAUAGUAAAUACCUCUUCCAAGUGACAUUCCCAUUCAGCCCAUCUCCUCAUGCACUGGAAACCAUCCAGAUUCCCAGCAGCCUCAAGCUUGGCUUUCUUAAGAGAAUAUAAAAGGCUGCAUAAGGGGCAGGUACAGAACUUGGACGGCCCUCCCAGGAAUCUAUAUCUAGUUAAACUGCCUACUGUUCUAAACUUAGAUAUUUUGAAGUGUUGGAGUUGUAAAAUUAUCUCAUCAUUUCAAGGGUUUAAUAGUAAAGGUGAAAGGUUUUCAAUAGGUUCCAUGUGUCCUACAGGUAAGCCCUACGUUUGGUGUAUAUGCCAGGAAAUCUCUUGGUG
Messenger RNA from Bufo bufo (common toad), 5484 nucleotides. It is a transcript of the gene MYO5C, whose product is annotated as myosin VC. Gene Ontology annotation, molecular function: microfilament motor activity; actin filament binding; ATP binding. Gene Ontology annotation, cellular component: myosin complex; vesicle; cytoplasm. Gene Ontology annotation, biological process: vesicle transport along actin filament; actin filament organization. Bases 109 to 5259 code for a protein of 1716 amino acids. NCBI's taxonomy places the organism in Eukaryota, Metazoa, Chordata, Amphibia, Anura, Bufonidae. The transcript is spliced from 41 exons. The record is from RefSeq and is a predicted model, not a curated record.